Messenger RNA from Brassicogethes aeneus, 3648 nucleotides. NCBI's taxonomy places the organism in Eukaryota, Metazoa, Arthropoda, Insecta, Coleoptera, Nitidulidae. The record is from the annotation of a GenBank genome assembly.
AUGAUUUUGACAAGUGCGUGAAAUAGAAGGAUUUCCUUGCGGAAAAUGGAAUUGUUCCGUACAAGUGAUUUUUACAUUUUCGUUAACGGUGAAUUUUCUUUGUGGUGGGACCGAUAUACUGGAGCAUGUAUUCCAAAAACAGGAUGGGAUUUGACGGACGCAGACGAUCCGGUAUGCCUGGGCAUCUGCGACGGAAUUGUCGGUAAAUUAGAACACAGCACGGUGUUCGACCCCCGCCUACUUUUAAUCAAGGAAAGCGUCCCCGUGGGCAACUUGCACGGGAAGAACGUCGUAUACAAAAUAAAAUCGGUGGUUUUCUUACCGCUGGGCCCGGACAACGCGGAAGUGAUCUUGACGCCUUGCCAGAAGCACAAAACCAUGCCGAAAAAUUCAAAAAAUACCAACUCGCUGUUCGACAUACAGAAAAACGCUGCUUUCACGAAAACUUGGGGCACGCUGAAAAGCGCGGGUAACACGAUCAAGAAUACCACGCAGCAGGCCGCUGCCAUUGCGACUGGCACCCCGAAAAGGCGGGACUUCAAGGACAAGGAUAAAUUCGAGAGGCAAAUAAUUGAAGAGUUCUAUAAAAUUUUCAACGAUACGAACUCGUUUUACUAUUCGAGAACCACGGAUUUAACCAAUUCCUUGCAGAGAUUGUGCAAUUUAGAGAAAGAAAAUUUAAUUGAUCCGAAAGCACUAUGGAAAACUGUAGAUGACAGGUUCUUUUGGAACAAGUAUAUGCUCAAAGAUUUGGUGGAAUUAAAUAAUCCCCUAUGCGACCCCUGGAUUUUGCCCGUAAUACAGGGCUACAUACAAAUUGAGGACUGCAAGGUCGAUUUUGGGCCUGAUGUUCCCACUCCGGACCCGGACAAAAAUUACGAUGUUUUUACGUUGUGUAUUUUGUCCCGAAGAAGCCGUUUUAGAGCUGGAACAAGGUAUAAAAGAAGAGGUGUAAAUGAAAAUGGCGAGGUCGCAAAUUACGUAGAAACAGAACAAUUAAUUGCCUAUCAAACACAUGAAGUGUCGUUUGUGCAAGUUAGAGGUUCAGUGCCUGUGUACUGGUCACAGCCAGGAUUUAAGUACAGGCCACCACCUAGAAUUGACAAAGGUGAGGCUGAGACCAACGUGGCAUUUGAGAAACACUUCGCAAGCGAAAUACAAAAAUACGGACCCAUUUGUGCUCUAAAUUUAAUUGAUCAAACCGGUAAAGAGAAAGUCGUUUUCGACGCCUAUUCUCAACAAAUUUUGAAUUUAAACAGCCCGUUUCUGACCUAUGUAACAUUUGAUUUUCAUGAAUACUGCCGUGGCAUGCAUUUUGAGAACGUAACAAUUCUAAUAAACGCCGUGGCUGAUAUCUUAAAAGACAUGAAUUACUGUUGGAGGGACAAACAGGGCCACAUAUGCUCGCAAAAUGGAAUUUUCCGCGUCAACUGCAUCGAUUGUCUCGAUAGAACAAACGUUGUACAAACUGCUUUGAGCAAAGCUGUUAUGGAAAUGCAGUUUUGUAAACUUGGCCUGAUAUCUCCUGAAGGAAUAAUUCCCAAUAGCAUAAAAAGUACUUUUCAAUCAUUGUGGGCAAAUAAUGGAGAUACUAUAAGCAAGCAAUAUGCGGGCACCAAUGCACUAAAGGGGGAUUAUACUAGAACUGGUGAAAGAAAAUUUACUGGUAUCAUGAAAGAUGGAAUGAAUUCAGCUAAUAGAUACUACUUAAGCCGUUUCAAAGAUGCGACCAGACAAGGCACCAUCGACCUAAUGUUGGGCAACGUGGUGUCCGAAGACGUGUUCAGCGAAUCGAAAGCUGCGCAGUACGACGAAGACAGCGCUGCCACCGCGGAGCACGUAAAGUUACUAAUAGAGGACUGCAAAAAGAUGCUCAUCAACCAACCCGAAAACGUCGUCGGCGCUUGGGGUUUGAUAAACGCUGACCCCUCCACCGGGGACCCCAGCGAAACCGAAAUGGACUCCAUUUUGAUCCUCACAAAGGACUCUUACUUCGUCGCCGAUUACGACGAUCAGGUCGAUAAGGUUACCAAGUAUCAGAAGGUUUUGUUGGAGGACUUGACGCUGCUCGAAUGCGGGAUGCCAGAGUCCAGUGCAAAUAUUUUUUCAAAGUUCAAUAAGAAUCGCUUUUGUAUAAGGAUCAAUUACAAAGUUGAUAAUGUUGGUGGUUAUUACCAUAUGUUCAGGUCUACCAAUUUGAGGUUCUUCAAUAAUUUGGCGGUGGUUAUCAAGAACGAAGAAGAAGAAAUAGAGUCUCUUAAAGCCAUUGGGGAGGCUUUUUUGGUCGCCAUGGAAAUCUGUGGUAUUCCCUCCAUCCCGUAUCGUCAAGGUCAAUCUUUAGACAGGCGGAAGUCGAAAAUAAUCCCCGGAAGCACCGAAAGUAACAUGUAUCUAGAUAUAGUUGGUCUGCCACAAAUGACGAGGAAUGUUUCCGAAACUCAACUUCUAGCUUUAAAAAAUGCUGGUUCUAAAGCUAUCUCCAAUAUGACGCAGCAGUUUUCGAAGCUGAAUAAAAUCGGUAGCUCUUUUAAAGCAAAGCCAAAACCGCGUGCGAACUUCACGAUCGGUCAGCACAGUAAAAACGAAACUUCUAGUGAUUCAGAGGAGGAGUACGAGAAUAUUUUCCAGCCUAAUCAAGACAGCGGUUCUUUACAGUACGCGACCGAUUCCAGCACUAACAGCGCUCAUAAUUCCAUAGAGCAAGCUUUCGAGGUUGCGCUUGAGGAUUCCAUCCAUAACAAAGAGGUCGAGUGUUUUAUGCCUGGGGUGGGUAUUGUGAUGGGUAAUCCCACGGAAACAAAUCAACAUGAGCACGAAGGUACUCUGCAAAGACAAGACUCCAAAAGAAUUGAUUUGGCUCAAUUAAACGAUAUGCAACUUACUAGCAUAAUGCAAAAUGUUAGUAUAAACCCGGAGAUACAAAUCAACUCGGAGAGUCAGGAUAGCGAAAAGCGCCCCAAAACUUUACAUCUGGACCGGAAGUUCAGUCAUUCUUCCGGCGAAGUGGACGAUAAUCCGGACUCGUCGCUAAAAAUGGACCGCUCAAAUUCAGACUACGAAAUAACCUCGAACAUUUCCCAAUCUCAGAGCGAAUCGGCUCUAAAGAACAAGUUUGCGAAUAUUACGAGUCCUGUGACAAGUGCUACCAAAGACUUGGUUUUGUCGCCUUUUAGUAAGUUGGCCAAAGGCGUGCAGAAUUUAGGGGCGAAUUUGGAUCCGAGAAAAUUAGGUGGUCAGCAACGUCAGGUUACGGAGAAGGAAAUGGAGGAACAUAGGCAAUUGGUGGAAAAAUGGAAAGAUAGCAAAAGCAGGCUUAUUGCUUUGUAAGUUAAAAAAAAAUCCCGUUUUUUUAUAACAAUAUUGAUUAGUAAUUACUUCAUAGGAACAUAAAAAAAUAUGUUUACAAAUUUUUUGUGUUCCCUUUAUGAUAAGAACCAUUGAAUCAUUGUCAAUUGUUCAUUAAUAUUGUUUAGUAACAGUUUAGAUGCAGAGAGCUUAUAACUUAAAUAUGUUAAUGUAUUAAUUAAUACAUAGACAUUAGGGUGUUUAAAAAAAGUGAUAUUGGUUUUUAACUCUAAAUUUUAAUUUCAAGAGGCUCAAAAAUUUUCCAUUGAAAUAUUACAUGAAAAUGUUUUUUCUUUAUUUCUU